GUGAAGAUGUUGGCCGCAGCCAGCUGCUCUGUGAAAGCAAUUCUUCACCCUGCUCUUCUUGGCCAUUCUAGGGCAGUUGUACAUGAGCUUCUGAUCCCCUGGAGAAAUGUCUGCUUAUAUCACACAGUGCCUCCCCCAGCUAAGUAUGGUGGAAGGCACACAGUAACUAUGAUUCCUGGAGAUGGCAUUGGGCCUGAGCUUAUGGUUCAUGUCAAAAGAAUAUUCAGAUUAAAUUGUGUGCCAGUGGACUUUGAGGAGGUGUGGAUGACCUCUACAUCUAACACGAAGGAGGUUGACCAGGCUAUUACGGCCAUCCGUCGGAACCGUGUCGCUCUGAAGGGCAACAUUGCAACGGAUCACAAACUGCCUGUCCGUUACAAAUCUCACAACACCAGGCUUCGCACCAUCCUUGACCUCUAUGCGAGUGUUGUCCAUUUCAAGACUUUUCCUGGUGUGGAGACCCGGCACAAGGACAUAGACAUCAUAGUUGUUCGAGAAAACACAGAGGGCGAGUACACUAACCUGGAGCAUGAGAGCGUGAAAGGGGUGGUAGAGAGUCUAAAGAUUGUGACAAGGACCAGGUCUCUGCGCAUUGCUGAAUAUGCCUUUAAUCUGGCACAAAAGAUGGGGCGUAAAAAAGUGACAGUUGUUCACAAAGCCAACAUCAUGAAACUGGGAGAUGGACUCUUUCUCCAGUGCUGUAAGGAUGUGGCAGCUCACUACCCACAGAUAACCUUAGAGAGCAUGAUUAUAGACAGCACUACCAUGCAGUUGGUAUCCAAACCCCAACAGUUUGAUGUCAUGGUGAUGCCCAAUCUUUACGGCAACAUUAUCAACAGUAUCUGCACAGGGCUGGUUGGAGGGUCAGGACUGGUACCUGGAGCCAAUUAUGGUGAUGUAUAUGCAGUAUUUGAGUUGGGCUCAAAGGAAAUAGGUAAAGAUUUAGCUCAUAGAAAUAUUGCCAAUCCUGUCGCCAUGCUGCUAACCAGCUGUAUCAUGCUGGACUACCUCGAUCUUCAAUCCUAUGCCACCGUGAUCCGCUCUGCAGUCAAGGCAUCCUUAGAAAACAAAGCCAUCUGCACACCAGAUGUCGGAGGUCAAGGUACCACAUCUGGAGUCAUGGAUUACAUCAUGGAAUAUAUGAAAUGUCAUGGAUGCUGUUAUCCAAAUUUAUUCCCAUCCCAACCUUGA
This is a messenger RNA of Arvicola amphibius (Eurasian water vole), 1191 nucleotides long. Its product is annotated as probable isocitrate dehydrogenase [NAD] gamma 2, mitochondrial. The record is from RefSeq and is a predicted model, not a curated record. The coding region runs from base 7 to 1191 and encodes 394 amino acids. NCBI's taxonomy places the organism in Eukaryota, Metazoa, Chordata, Mammalia, Rodentia, Cricetidae. The transcript has a single exon. Gene Ontology annotation, cellular component: mitochondrion. Gene Ontology annotation, biological process: isocitrate metabolic process; tricarboxylic acid cycle.